UUUUCUUGCACAUGUAAUAGAUGUAACUUGCACAACAACUUAUACAAUGUUCUUUGCUUUGAAGAAACUAUUUACUCCAUAAGGCGAACAUCAAUCAACUGGUUUCAGCAGCAAUUUUCAACGCAACUCAACUCGAACUACGCUAUGAACAUUUCAGAGGAUAUAAAAGGCCAAACGUCUAGUAACUUUGGAACUUCAUUCAAUCACUCUAGUCCUUCAAUUGAUUGGCAGGAAGCAGACUUCAUCGCUUACGCCACAAUCAUGAUUAUGAUCCUCACGCUUGGCUGCCUUGGUAACCUGUUGAUAAUAAUUGUCCUUUGUAAACCUUCGAAUCUGAGGGAGACCCUGACACCUCUCAUGUUAAACCUCGCAGUGGGCGAUCUAUUCGUCACCGUGUUUGGAUAUCCGACCCUGAUGGGCGACAUCUUAACAGGUGGGGACAUUCAAGCGGGUACAGGCCGGUGCAACUGGUAUGGAUUUGUGAAUGGUGCCGUAGGGAUAGCGUCUAUUGUCACUUUUACUGAAAUGAGCCUGGUCUUAAGUUACAGUAUGCAUCAAAUGAAUCCGAGAUUUAAACUCUCCCGGAAGACAAUCUUCCGUCUUAUUGGAGCUUCUUGGCUUUAUGGCGUGGGAUCGAUGUCGCCUCCCCUGUUUGGCUGGAACCGUUUUGUGCCAGGUGCUUCUAAGAUAAGCUGCGCCCCUGAUUGGACCGAUGUUACUCCAGCUGGCAUGGCAUACAGUAUAUUUCUUAUUACUGCUGGAUUUGUCUUGCCUAUCUUAGCUAUUUCUGUUGCUUGCUUUAAGAUUUUUAGGUAAGUAAACCAAUAGCUAUUAACUUUUUAUUUUGUAUUCUCCUUUAAAAGCUUUAUUUACCUAGUUGCUCAUCGCCACCUAAAAGCGAUAAACGUCAGUAAUUUUUGUGUCAUUGGAUCAGUGAAACAUAAAUUUCAACCGCAGUUUAACAAGAGGACGCUUUGAGGGCUUUCACAGAGCGAAUAUGGAUUUUCACAGUCAAAGCCCAGCUUGCACAUUUCGACCUCGGCUGAUAAAGCAAAAUUUAUUGCCUUGCCAUUCACGUUCCCAAGAGAACUUAAACUUUGGUCAUUUCACUUAGCCGAGGUUGCGCAGGAGGUGGCAAAGAAAUUGACAGAAAAGCGUGAUGCUCGUGCAAAGUUUUUGGUUUGCUUAUUAAUCGUUCUCGUUUGCCUUCGCCGUCGUAGCUUUGUAAGGUCCUAUAAUGUUCGUAGAACGUAUUGCCUCUUGUCGGACGGGUGUGGCUAGUGGUGGCUUUUUUUUACCGCCAGUCUCCCCUGGUUAAAUGUUCCUCAAUAUUAGCUAAAAGUCAAAUUUUCUCUUACUAUCUCUUUGUACCAUACCACUCCUGAUCAUAAGAGAGAUAAACUAAACUCAAGAUCUAGAUCCACUUCGUUUUCUUGUUUUGUUUUCUAACCAGGCUUCUUCGGCAAGACAUCGUUAAGGAUAAUGACCGCAUCAAACUGAGGCGAAGACGAUGGCAAUUGAACCUUUUGCGUCUGACGGCAACAGCAUUAGCUGCCUUCAUACUCAGCUGGUCGCCAUAUUGUUUUGUCAGUGUAAUCAGCAUUUUUAGAGGAAACAAUCUUCUUUCUCCUGGAGAAGCAGAAAUCCCUGCACUGAUGGCCAAAGCAUCAGUCAUUUAUAACCCCUUUGUGUACACUAUCUUAAAUAAACGUUUUAGAAUGACGCUUUGGGUUAAUCUAUCGCGUUUAUGUUGUAAAAAGUUCAAAUUCUUCAGCAAAUAUAAUAGGUCAAGU
Molecule: messenger RNA, 1793 nt
Organism: Porites evermanni
Lineage: Eukaryota; Metazoa; Cnidaria; Anthozoa; Scleractinia; Poritidae
Source: the annotation of a GenBank genome assembly